Messenger RNA from Tarenaya hassleriana, 1350 nucleotides. RefSeq names its product ribokinase. The transcript is spliced from 8 exons. Gene Ontology annotation, molecular function: kinase activity. The coding region runs from base 40 to 1218 and encodes 392 amino acids. The record is from RefSeq and is a predicted model, not a curated record. NCBI's taxonomy places the organism in Eukaryota, Viridiplantae, Streptophyta, Magnoliopsida, Brassicales, Cleomaceae.
UGAAUCUUGUGUAGAGUGAGGGGACUUGAACUGAAGAAGAUGGCGACAAGCUCAGAGAGAGAAAUCUCCAACGGUGAUGGAAUCGAGCCUGUGAUAAUCGGGGGUAUGGUUUUGGAUGUUCAUGCCAUCCCUUCAAGUGCGCCACUUUCCGGAACCACAGUUCCCGGCGAGGUAUUGUUUAGACCGGGUGGCGUGGCAAGGAAUAUCGCCGAGUGCAUGUUCAAGCUUGGAACAAAGCCUUUUAUGAUCAGUACGUUAGGGCUCGACGGACCCGCGAACGUUUUGCUGAAAGAGUGGACGCUCUCCAUGCGAGGAAUUUUAAGACAUGGAGAUAUCGGUACUCCAAUUGUUUCCCACAUUUACGACACUAACGGAGAAGUUGCGGCCGGCGUUGCAAAUGUGGAUGCAGUUGAAAAGUUUCUGACACCCGAGUGGAUCCGGAGAUUCAGACACAACAUAAGUUCUGCUCCGAUUCUUAUGGUAGAUGCAAAUCUCAGCACUCGUGCUCUGGAAGAAUCUUGCAAGUUGGCUGCCGGGUUCCACGUUCCUGUAUGGUUUGAGCCCGUCUCAGUCACAAAAUCCCGGAGAAUCGCUUCCAUCGCCAAGUAUGUUACAAUCGUUUCCCCGAACGAAGAUGAACUCGUGGCAAUGGCUAACGCUCUCAGUGGCGAAGAUUUGUUCUGCCCAAUUAAACCCGAAAAAGACAAACUUUCACCUGAAGGUAUACUCUUGGCGAUGAAACCGGCCAUUCGGGUGCUCCUCGAAAACGGCAUUAAAGUCGUGAUAGUGACCCUCGGCUCCAAAGGAGCUCUGUUAUGCUCCAAGGGAAACCCGAAGAAGGCCCUGAAUAUUACCCGAAAGCUCCGUUUCCAUGGCAAAAUCUUCAAAAGGAUACAAACUGUAUGUUCUCCAAGCCGGUUUUUUGAUGCGGGGUUGGAUUACAGCCCGGGUUUUUUCACGAUGCAUUUCCCGACACUCCCUGCUACCGUUCUGAAGCUCUCGGGUGCGGGUGAUUGCCUGGUAGGCGGUACAAUUGCAUCUUUAACCGAUGGUUUAGAUCUAAUCCAGAGUUUGGCAGUUGGAAUUGCAACGGCUAAAGCAGCGGUUGAGUCAGAUAACAACGUUCCACAUGAGUUUGGCUUGGACCGUUUAUCCGAUGAUGCAAAGCGCGUCUUGUACGGGACGAAGAAUUUGGUUCAACAACGGUCGAUGCUGUGAAGGAUUUUGGCUCAUGAAUUGGCUCCUCCAUCUUUGGUUAAUUUGCAAUUUAGGAACUAAUCUUAUGAUUUUACAUUUGUAACCCUGUUGUAAAACAAAUUAUUUAUUUUGAAUUUAAGACAAUUAAAAUCA